Conger conger (European conger) is the source of this 1277-nucleotide messenger RNA. It is a transcript of the gene acot13, whose product is annotated as acyl-CoA thioesterase 13. Lineage: Eukaryota; Metazoa; Chordata; Actinopteri; Anguilliformes; Congridae. Gene Ontology annotation, molecular function: fatty acyl-CoA hydrolase activity. The transcript has 3 exons. The record is from RefSeq and is a predicted model, not a curated record. Bases 110 to 535 code for a protein of 141 amino acids.
UGGCCAGCAACAUUUGCCAACUUCACGGAGCUACAAGUAGCAUGAUAACUGAACUGCUGAACUUGCCGAGUUGACAUUGAAUUGGUGGUCUUUAGAGCAGGCUAAAACAAUGAGUUCUCUGUCUUUAAACACGUUAAAACAGGUAAUGCGUGCUAUGGUGCACACCCCCGCUUUUGACCGCGUCUUAAGUAAGGUGAACAUUCUUUCUGCAAGUCCCGGUAAACUUGUGUGCGAGAUGAAGGUCGAGGAAGAGCACACAAACCGAGGUGGCACACUGCACGGAGGGAUGACUGCAACAUUAGUCGACGUAAUUUCCACGGCUGCUUUGUUGCACACGGAAAGAGGAGCACCUGGUGUGAGUGUCGACAUGCACAUCACGUACAUGAAUGCUGCUAAAUUGGGAGAAGAUAUCCUCAUUACUGCCGAAGUCCUAAAACAAGGAAGGACAUUAGCAUUUGCCACCGUAGAUCUCACUUCCAAAGCAUCAGGAAAACUUAUUGCACAAGGAAGACACACAAAGCACUUGGGUAGCUAAACCAAACCCAGCUGUAGUACUGGGAGAUUGUUACCACCGGCAAGAGACUAUUCUUCUGCAGUUCCUGUACGACUUAUGAGGUUGAGCUUGCAAUACAUUUAGUUAAAUAUCGAUUCAACAGUGUUGUUUUUCACAUAUAUUGUCAUAUUAAAUAAUCAAAGAAACCACAAAUGAUGAGUUACCUUUAGUUCCACUAAUUAAAAGGUUUAAAAAUUGUGCCAAUUUGUGUUGUUUUUGUUGUGUUCUUGGGAUGAGUAACAUUGGGAUGACUUGCAUUAGCUUUGGGUUGUAAGUAACACACAAAGGCUUUUGCCAUAUUGUGCAGUCAUGCCAAUGAUUUCUGCUAAUGUGUGGCAGUGGACUGUGAACUAUUUAAAUAUUGUCCCAUUUAAAAGUAUAUUCUAAUUUAGGCACUGCAUAUAAACAGGUAUUGUUUCACUGUUUGACUGGGUAUAUUAACUGUUCACAGGUUUUAUCAAGCAUAAACUUGCUCAUAUCAAAUUCUGAAACAAAAUUCAUGAUGUGGUGUUGGUGGAAUUUGUUUCAAAAUAAAAAGUCCAGUAAAACACAACUUGUAGAAAACGAUGCACUGUCAUCAAGUUAUAAUUUCAAAGGAUAGUUUAGUUUGUCUGUGCCUUUUCAGGGAUUGUGGUAUAUCCUCUUAGAUAGAUACUUUAAGUGCUAUUUCACUGUAAAAUAAGAGGCAUGUGUACAGUCUGAAUAAAAACAACAUGACUGCCAA